AUGGCAGGGAGGCAUAGGAAGCGCAUGGCUACGCAUUGCCAGGAAGCGGGAAGGCCUGGGCUGCAGCAGGGAGGGCCUAGGCCGUGGUGGAGAGGCCUGGGCCGCGCGUUGCCAGGCAGUGGGGAGGCCAAGGCUGUGGUGGAGAAGCCUCAGGCGUGGCGGGGAGGGCCUGGGCCGCACAUUGCGAGGCAGCGGGGAGGCCUAGGCCGCGGUGGGGAAGCCUGGGCCGCACAUUGCGAGGCAGCGGGCAGGCCUAGGCCGCGGUGGGGGAAGCCUGGGCCGCGCGUUGCUAGGCAGCGGGGAGGCCUAGGCCGCGCGUUGCUAGGCGACGGCGCGGCGCGCAGGACACGCGUCACUUCCGGCGCGCCGCCGGCGGUGCGGCCAUGGCGGGACAGGGCGCCGCAGGUGUUCCCGUCGCCGCGGGAGCUGGGCCCGGCGCUAGCGGGACUGGUGGCCCAGCGGGCGGCGGACGCGGCCGAGCGCUUCGCGCUGGGGCUGUCCGGGGGCAGCCUGGUGGAGCUCCUGGCCCGGGAGCUGCCCGCCGCGCUGGCCGCCGCCCCCCCCCGCCGCCCCUGGCUGCUGGCGCUCUGCGACGAGCGGCUGGUGCCGCCCGGGCACCCCGACAGCACCGGCGGCGCCUACGAGGCCCAGCUGCUGCCGCGCCUGCCCACGCCCCCGCCGCGGAUGCUGGCCCCGCGCCCCGGGCUGCGCCCCGCCGCCGCCGCCGCCGCCUACGCCGAGCAGCUGCACCAGGCGUUCCCCGGCCAAGCCGUCCCAGUCUUCGACCUGCUGGUGCUGGGAGUGGGCCCGGACGGACACACCUGCUCGCUCUUCCCCGACCACCCCCCUGCUCCAGAGCAAGGAAAAAUCGUGGCUGCUAUCACUGACUCGCCGAAGCCACCGCCGGAACGAGUCACACUGACCCUGCCCGUGCUGAACGCUGCACGGAUGGUGGUCUUUGUGGCCACGGGGGAAGGCAAAGCUGCUGUUGUAAAGCGCAUUUUGGAAGGUGAUGAGGAAAACCCCCUUCCCGCGGCGCGUGUCCGGCCUGGCUCCGGCCAGCUGUGCUGGUUCCUGGACGAGGCAGCGGCCAAGGAGCUGACCAUACCCCUCGACAAACAUCCUGGCUAGAGCUGGCUGCCGGCCAGGGCAUCCCGUGGCACCGCACCAUUCCAGGCAGAGAACACUCCAUUCCAGCGUAGCGCUCUGCUGCAGUGCGAAAUGCACUUUUUUUUAUCCAUUCCCUCUUUUUUUCUGGAGCAAACGGGCUUUGCCCAGCACGGAGUUCCACAUAGUAAUUCCUUCGGUUCAGCGGGUGGAACCGCAGCUUGCUUCAGUGGCCGUGACGCAGUAUCAAAUGGGCAGAUUUCA
This is a messenger RNA of Falco peregrinus (peregrine falcon), 1371 nucleotides long. It is a transcript of the gene PGLS, whose product is annotated as 6-phosphogluconolactonase. Gene Ontology annotation, molecular function: 6-phosphogluconolactonase activity. Gene Ontology annotation, biological process: pentose-phosphate shunt; carbohydrate metabolic process. NCBI's taxonomy places the organism in Eukaryota, Metazoa, Chordata, Aves, Falconiformes, Falconidae. The record is from RefSeq and is a predicted model, not a curated record.